Molecule: messenger RNA, 2012 nt
Organism: Klebsormidium nitens
Lineage: Eukaryota; Viridiplantae; Streptophyta; Klebsormidiophyceae; Klebsormidiales; Klebsormidiaceae
Source: the annotation of a GenBank genome assembly
UCCAGACUCCCUAUAUCCAGUGCGCUGCAAUUUAACUUUAUUGGGCUCAAAUUGCCAGCAUUUUGGCUGCACUUGCACAGAAACUUGGAAGUGUCCAUGCAACAUGGGCGGUCCUUUCUACUGCUCCUCCGUCUGUAGCCUUAGGUUUGUUCAGAGCUGAAGCUGACAGAUCUUCCAAAAGCUCGUUCCUCGUCAGAAAGGAUGCCAAGUCCACACAGCUGUGCUGCUCCAAAACCUUCUGCCAGCCUGCAGAUCAGCUGAAAGUCCCACAUGAUAAUGCCAGUGCUGCGAUGAAGACCCUCGGCUUGAAGAGGAGCCUCUUCAACCAGUGGCGCAAUCGCCUGACCUACAGCGUUGUCGCCACAGGCCUGCUGCUUCUCUUCAUAAGCAAUGACUGGGUGAAUGCUGCCGCCUGGGCUCAUGAUGCCAAGGGCGCUUUGAAGGAGACAGUGCAGACUUUCACUAAAUCAAGGAGUCUGUUGAGAAAUGGGAAGAUGCCUUUCCUUGAAGGGAGUAACAACGAAAAGUUUCACUUUGCACCACCAUCCAGCCUGGAAGAUUGGGACUGCCCCCCAAUCCCUGCAUUCUCCCGGCGAGUGGGCCUUAAUCCAGAAAAGUACCUGUUGUUGGGCCAGAUCAAUGAACAGCUGACCAAGUCGACGCGCCACCUCGCGGAGUUUAUCGUGCUCGCGCGCAGCCUGAACCGCACUUUGGUUCUCCCUGAGGUCGGGGAAAGCGAGAUCGGGAUGCAACGAAGCAAGCCCUUCUGUACAUACUUUGACGUGCACCGCUUGGGACAGUUCGUGGACUGGGUAAGUCCCGAGCAAUUCAUCUACGACACUCGGAGCAGGCUCAACAGCGGUCUCGACAUGAGCACCGUCAGAAAGUUUUGGGCAGACGCGCGCAGCAAGGCCGUCCGCUUUGCGUUCGAUGUCGAAUGGCAACGGCCCGAGACACUUCCGUUAGGAGAGUACGACUGGCUAGAAGACGGCGUUUUAGAAUCGGACCAGUUGCUGGGCCAGAACAAGCCCUCGGGGGGCGUACUCGUUCUCAAAGGGCCGGAGGACUUCUGCGGGCUGCGAGUGAAGCCGUUUCUCUGGUUUCGCAUGCAACAGCUGUUAGACUCAGAAACGGUGAUCUGUAUAAACGAGCCGAAGUUUGGGGCGCCGGGGGCGCUCGACCGGUCGCUUGAGAGAGUCGUGGAGACUGCGGAAAGGUACCUCGGAGAGCUUGAUGUGGUGGUCGGGGUUAAGAACCGGGCGUACAAUCUGUUCUUCCCGAAGGAGGCGGUGAAAGAGGCGCUGCAGUAUGUGCGACCGGCGCCCCAGAUCCUGAAAAAUGCGGGGCGGUUGAAAGAGUGGCUGGGGGAGCGGUAUGUGGCGGUACAGUGGCGAAUAGAAAAGUGCCUCAUGAGGGACGACUGCGACGAGGGGGUCCUCCGCAAGUGCAGCCAAGGGCUUUUAUCCACAGUGCACAAGCGGCUGGCCGCCCUGGGGGCGACACGUGUCUUCUUUGCGUCGGAUGCGCCGACGAAGAACGGCACGCUCCGCUCGCACUCGUACAUGAUGCUGAAAGACCCGGAAAAGAAAAUGAGAAUGGCUAGCGAUGCCGCAGCUCAUGUUCUCUCGGAUCUUGAAGCGGCAACUUGGGAGAUGUUUGACCAGACUGUUCUGAAUAUUGAUGCUGGUAUCCAGGGGAUACUAGAUAAAAACAUAUGCAUGGAUGCGGAGGCGUUUAUUGUGGCGCCGGAUGAGUGCAUCAGAGAGUCAAGCGCGUUUGCGACUAGCAUCGUCAAAGCUAGGGAAGAAAUGGGAAAGGUACCUGGGAUGGAGACGUGGGCCCUUGCACAUUAGAAAGAAGAGGUCUCGUCCAUAUGAGUUGACUCAAUUACCCCGACUGUACUAAUUGUACAUGACCGUUACUGUCACUAGCCUAGACCGAAGUCCAUGACAUAUUGACUGCUGGAGACUGCAAAUCGGUUCGGAGGUCGACAAGUUGACACCGCGUACGAG